AUGGCCCGGCACCAGGCCCGGCAGCCGAGCAGCCACCCUCCAUGGAGCCCGACCCGCGUGUUGCUGCUGCUCUCUGCUGCCCUCGCCAGCCUCGCCACUUGGCGCAUCAUCGGAGACACGCAGCCGGUGGAGGCCGACGUGCGGCGCGGCUAUGCCGGCGCCUCCGCCUCCGACCGCUCCCGCUCGCCGGCGGCGGGCACGGGAGCCAGGCGGCAGCAGCCCGAGCACCGCUUCCUCAUUUUCUUCAGCGGGCACCAGGGCUCCAGUGCGCUGGCGGACAGCCUGGCCUCUGACCCAGCAGUCUUCAUCCCUGGCUUUGAGCCUCUAGACUACCCCGGCCUUACCGCCGCCCAGAAGAUCGCCUUCAUGGAAGCGGCAUUCACCUUCCCGGCCGACGCCGCGCGCUUCGGCGCCUGGCGCCAGGAGCUGCUGCGCGGCAAGCGGGUCGACCGCGCGCAGGUGCAGCAGUUCGCCCAGCUGGCCGGCAAGACGGUGGCGGGCUUCAAGAUGCGGCCCUACAUUCUGGAUGGCGGCACUGGCGGCGACGGCAACAGCAGCGGCAGCGGCGCCGGCAACAGCACCGUGGGCAGCCGCAUGCACACCGCCGCAUCCGGGCUGAGCCCGGCGGCCCUGCGUGCGCUGCUGGAGCGAUACGAUGUGAGGGUGGUGCUGACGCUGCGGCGCAACCGGCUCAAGGAGGCCCUUUCCUGGUACAAGGCCCGCGAGUUGGGCAUCCAUCAGUUCUCGGGGCGCGGCAAGGCGGCAGCGGCAGCAGCGGCGGUGCAGGCGGCGACAGCUGCCGCAGGCAGCAUGGCAGAGCUGCAGCCAACCCAGCAGCAACAUACUGGGCGGCGGCAGCAGGGGCAGGCAGGCCCGCUGCUCCAGGCUGGAGGCCUCGCCGACGGCGCCAAGCUGCCCAUAAACAUCACCAAGCUGCGGGACUGGCUGGAGUAUGCCGACGCCGUGAAUGCGGCCCUGCGGGAAGCGGCUGCGGCCUGCCGCCGCCCCACCAUCACCGUCUGGUAUGAAGACUUCCUGGCAGACCCCCUGGGCCAGGCGCGGCGGGCGGCGGCGUUUGUGGGCGCGCCCCACGCCGGCGCCCACGUGCGCCUGUCUGACAAGUAUCGCAAGGCGGGGCCUGACGAGGUGCACGCAUGGGUGUCCAACUACCAGGCAAGGGCAACCACCUGGCUGGCAGCAGGAGGAUGGCGCCCGGUGGCGGCGCUGCAGCGCAUCGGCCUGGCAGACCACACUGCAGGCAGUGAGGGAGCCACCUGUGAUCUCUCGCUGGCAUGGGGGCUGCUGCUGAUGCUGGCGCUGCUGCUGCUGCUGGCGCUGGUGCUGCAGGAGCUGUGUGAGGCGCUGCGGCGCACCCCGUACUAUCAGGACCUUGAGGAGGCGGCCUGCGGAACCCCCUCCCUCGCGGCGGCUGAUGAAAGUAGCAGAGAAGGCUCCGCUGGGCAUAGCAGAGCCGACCUGGCUGCUGCAGCGGGUACUGCCGGCUCGGCCCUGGCACAGCAGCCAGGCGAGCUGCUCGGCAGCUGGUGUGUGGAGCAGGAUAUGGCGGCCACAGGAUGGGCGGGGCUGAGCGACGAAGCCUGCAUGCAGAAGGUCCAGGCGGUGCGAGACGCAGCGGUGGCGGCCGUGCGUGAUGGCAACGGAACCCUCCUGUUCAAGCACGUACACAAGGCCGGCGGCAGCACGCUGUGCCAGCUGGCAAAGCGCAACAUGGCGGCAGAGUCGGCGCUGCUGCCUGGGCGCACCGACUGGGACACCAACUGUGUGCCGUACGAGGCAUUUCUUGGUCCUCACCCUGCUGUGGGCGACGGCCUCGCUCCUGCUUUGGGCAGCCGCGGUGGCGGGGUCAUUGCGCACGCUGAUGGCAGCAACGGUGGGCGCACGCUGCACGCGCACCACUGGCUGGGCGCUGCCUGCUGGCUGGGCUUCCUCACGCCCGCGCAGCUGCGCGCCCUGCCCCACCACUUCCGCCCGCUCACCUUUGUGGCCAGCGAGGGCCCGCUGCCCGAUGCGGUGCCGCUGGAUGCGCCGAUGGCCUGGGUCACCAUGCUGCGCUCGCCGCUGGACCGCGUGCUUUCCAGCUACCGCUGGUGGCGGCUCAUGGUGGAACGCAUGCCGCAGGCGCCAGCUGAGUGCCGCGCUUACUCUGCGCCCGCCAGCGCCUCGCUGGAGCAGUGGCUGGAGGCUUACCCCGCCAACUGGAUGACUCGUGAGCUGGUGGGACGUACCGCUCUGUACCAGCGCCGCAAGCUGACCGAAGCUGACCUCCUGCUGGCGAAGCGCCGCCUGCACUACUUUGCAGCCGUGCUUCUGCUGGAGGCACCACGCAGCAGCAUGGCUCUGAUGCAGCGCCUGUUUGGGUGGCGGGAGGUCGGGUGGGAGGCGGCACGUGCGGGGUCGCGUCACGACAGCAAUGCCACCGCCGAGCUGCCGCCCCAGCUGCUGCAGCGCCUGCGGCAGCGGAACCAGCUCGACAUGCGGCUGUAUGAUUACGCGCCCCAGACGUGGCUGCCAGGCCGUGACAACUCGUUUGGUCAACAGCUGCUUAGCAGCGGAGCCCUGGACCUAGGCGUAGCCGAGCAGCCGCCGCACGGCUGGUUCCGCAGGCUGGGCUUCCACUGCCGCAUGCUGUGGCGCCGCUUUGUGGCCGAGCUGAAAGCCGACUGGCCCCUGCUGAAGCCGCGCCUGUGGGUGAUCAUCCCCUGCCUCGUCUUCCAAUACAUCCACGCCAUAUUCACCGGCAUGGCAUACUACAUGCACGAGCCGCUGCCGGAGCCCGACACCACGCUGCACGACCUGGGGUUCGAGGCGCUGCCCUACCUAGAUGUGGAUGCGGUGUCGGAGGUGCUGGUGUACUGCGGCUUUGCGCAGUUCUUCCUCUGGCUGCUGAGCCCCUUUGUGACGCGGCGCAAGACCUUCAGCGCGUCUGUGGUGCUGAAGCGGGUGCUGGUGGUGCUGGUGUCGUGCCAAGUCCUGCGCAUCCUGUCCUUCCUGUCCACCCAGCUGCCCGCCCCCGCACCCCACUGCCGCGCCCCCGAGCCCACCUCCAACGUGCUGUGGCCCGUGUGGUGGCGGGUGAUCAUCGUGAAUGUGGGGCGCCAGGCCAGCAAGGGCUGCGGCGACCUCAUCUUCUCCUCCCACCUCACCUUCCUCCUCACCUUUGCCUGGUUCUACUGCUACAUGGGGCGGUACCUGGCCUUCAAGCUCUAUGCCUUUGCCUACGCAGCCGCCACAGCCCUGUGCAUCAUCGCCAGCCGCAAGCACUACACUGUCGACGUCACCGUGGCCUGCUAUGUGGUCCCGCUGGUUGCCUUCCACUUCUUCCGCACCUGGACCUACCGGCGCUACGACAUCGCCACCGCCGACAACCGGCGCCUGGUCAGCCUGCUGCCGCACCCCGCGCCGCGCGUGGCGGCGGCACUGACGGGCGGCGCCGCGGCCGCGGCCAACGGGGCAGGCAGCCUGGGGAGCAGCAGGAAGGCGACAGAUUCGUGGCAGGGCCAGGCGCACGAGGUGGCGCCAGCGGCGAGGCUGCAUGGCGGGGAGGAUGUGGAUGUGGAGAUGGCGGCCCGGCCCGGCUCCGCGCCGGUGCUUUCCACCGGGGCCAGCGACCCAGGCAGCCCCAUGCAGCAGGCGUGGAGCGCGAUCGCCGACCUGCCGCGGCGCAUGGGGUCGCGCACCGCGCCGGCGCACCGCCGCACAGACAGCCAGGAGCCUGUGCUGGGGUAUGAGGACCACAGCGCCUCCACCUCAGCAGUGUGA
Molecule: messenger RNA, 3780 nt
Organism: Chlorella variabilis
Lineage: Eukaryota; Viridiplantae; Chlorophyta; Trebouxiophyceae; Chlorellales; Chlorellaceae
Exons: 11
Coding region: 1-3780 (1259 amino acids)
Biological process (GO): ceramide biosynthetic process
Cellular component (GO): Golgi membrane; trans-Golgi network; endoplasmic reticulum membrane
Molecular function (GO): sphingomyelin synthase activity; inositol phosphoceramide synthase activity; ceramide cholinephosphotransferase activity
Source: RefSeq, a predicted model, not a curated record